Physella acuta is the source of this 1348-nucleotide messenger RNA. RefSeq names its product ethyl acetate hydrolase. The record is from RefSeq and is a predicted model, not a curated record. Gene Ontology annotation, molecular function: hydrolase activity. Lineage: Eukaryota; Metazoa; Mollusca; Gastropoda; Physidae.
CGGACAGAGAAAGUUUGUCAACAAUUUCUGUUGUUCUCAACCUAAGCAUCGAACAAAAUGGAGAAGACAGCUACAAAAACCGCCGAGAUGGCCUGGCUCCAGUGGUCCAGGAAAUACAAAAUCCACCCCGAGACUCUGGCCAGCACCCAGCGCAUCAUGGACCUGGGCCUCAAACCUCUGUACCAAACCACCCUCGAGGAAGCUCGGGAAAACGUCGCCAUGGAAUGCCGGGACGGCGAGGACGUGGUGCCAUUUAACGGAACCGUCAAGGAGAUGAUGAUUCCCUGCACGGAAGUCAAAACCGGAAUUCCGGUCACGGUGUACAAGCCAAGCGACUGUCCGGCUGAUCCGAUUAUUUUUAUCUACUUCCACGGUGGAGGUCUGGUUAUGGUCCAUACCAACAGCUUCGACUGCUGCAUGAAGUCCCUGGCCAAGAAAACCAAGGCCAUCAUGGUCAUCCCUGAGUACCGUCUGCUUCCCUGCACCGAGAACCCGAUGGCGCCUUUUGACGACUGCUUGGCUGUGACCAAGUGGGUCAUGAAGAACAAAGAAAAAGUCGGCGGGUCUAAAAAUAGCAAGGUCGGCCUGGGCGGGGACAGCGUUGGGGGUCAGCUGACCUGCAGCGUGCUCAACGACGUCCAGGGCGUGGCCUUCCAGGUGCUGGUGUACCCGGUCAUUGACCUCACCUGCAACCUGCCCUCGCACCAGGAGUUCAAGGAGAUCCCAGCGUUCAACACGCUGACCAUGGAGGCCAUGUUUAAGUUGUACGUGCCCCACAUCCCCGGGGCAGCCACCAACCCCAGGGUCAACCCCUCCGCCAUGAAAAACCUCCAGUCGUCUCCCCCUGCUAUGGUCAUCAUGGCCGAGCUCGACCCCCUGAGAGAUUGGGGCGUGGCCUUUGCCAAGAAGCUGCGUGACGCGGGGGUCAAGGUCAAGGAGAUGACCUACGAAGGCGUGCCUCACUGGUUCUUCAGCCGGGUCGCAGAUUACCCAACCAUGUCUGCGAAAGCGCACGAUGAAGUCGCCAAAUUCGUCACAUCCUUCCAAUAAUGCAGUGGUGGCACUAAUACCUUGUAUCACAUUGUAGGACUGUCUUAACAAAUUGUAGGACUGUCUUAACAAAUUGUAGGACUAUCUUAACAAAUGGUAGGACAAUCUUAGCAAAUUGUAGGACUUUUUCUAUAAAUUUUAAGUAAAUUGUCGUCUUAGAGAUUUUGAAAGUGUGUGAGAAUGAACAAUCUUCACAAUCUUGACGAAGUAUCUAAGAACACAAGAGCACUCAGGUAUCCAGUCUGUUCUUCCAAUAUUUACUCGGGUGUGGCAGUUCUAGCCACAGAAAUGUAUUGUC